AUGAGCGACAGCGAUGAUUUCGAGGUCGAGGGGCCAGAGCUGGCGGCCGAUGAUCCUAUGCGAGCUUUCCUGCCCACGUCAUUUGGGAAGAAGUCAAAAGACGCCGACAUUGCCGCGCAGAUAGACCGCAGCCGGAGGACCGCGGAAAAGCCAAAAGACCAAGCACAGGUGAACGAUGAAGGAUCCAAAGGAGGCUCGAAAUCUGAUUCUGAUGGCGACAGCGACGACGACUCGGAUGACUCGUCCGACGACGACGACGAAGAUGAAUUCCCUGUCUCUCACGAGCUCGUCCUCAAGACCCACGAUCGAACCGUGACGAGCGUUUCCGUCGAUCCCUCAGGCUCGAGGCUAGCGACUGGCUCUUUGGACGGCACCGUCAAACUCCACGACUUCGCCUCCAUGACGCCGACUACCCUGCGCGCUUUCCGAAGCAUUGACCCAUGGGAGACCAAGAGCUCUACCACGGCGGCAGAGUCAUACCCCAUAAACCUCGUCAAGUUCAAUCCGCUCGCAGGCGGCGCACUAUUGUGUAUCUCGUCGCAUCCACAAGCCAAGAUCUUGUCGAGGGACGGAGAUAUCCUGACGGAAUUCGUGAAAGGAGACAUGUACUUAAGGGACAUGCACAAUACAAAAGGCCACGUAUCUGAGAUCACAACUGGCACAUGGCAUCCGACCGACAGGAACCUGUGCGUUACUGCCGGGACGGACAGCACAUUGCGGAUAUGGGACAUCAACAACAAGCGCAGCCAGAAGGACAUUAUCGUCUUCAAAUCCAAAGCGGCAGGCACAGCGGGGCGGACGAGGAUGACUGCAGUGGCCUGGGGUGCGCCGGCCCAAGGCGGCAGCAACGUUCUCGUCGCAGCUGCGCUGGAUGGGUCGUUGGUGAUGUACAGUGGCAAUGGCCCAUUCACGAGACCCGCCGCGGAGGUACGAGACGCCCACAAGGCAGACACCUGGACAGGCGGCGUGGACAUCAGUUCAGACGGUCGAAUGGUCGUGACACGCGGUGGCGACGGCCUGAUCAAGCUUUGGGACACGCGCAAGUUCAAACAGCCUUUGGUGUCUGUCGAGCACCCUUCUACGUCGGACAGGUUCUCAAUGACCAACAUCAAAUACUCACCCAACUCGACGGCAAUCAUCACUGGGUCAGCAUCUGGCCAUCUUCACAUCCUCAACCCUGGCAACCUCAAGGCAGAACAUGUCACACCAAUAACACCAGGCGCGCCACUGAUCGUGACUGACUGGCACCCGAAACUCAAUCAGAUCAUCACGGGCUCGGCCAAUGCAGAGACCCAUGUCCUCUACAACCCGUCGAUGUCUCAGCGCGGCGCGGUAGACGUGAUGAGCAAAGCGCCCAAGAAGCGACACGUCGACGACAACCCGGCAUUCACGAUGGAUCAGACGCUCGGCUUGUCGGGCGACAGCAUCAUCGCGCCAGGGGCCCUGUCUGCCCAGCAGCGCAAGGCGGGCGUUACGGGCACUGGGAAGUCGCUGGAUCCGCGUAGGCCGCAGGUGCAGCAGAUCACGCCAUUCAUGCGCAGCCAACCGGACGAGAAGCACAUUGAGGAGAAUAUCCCGCUCAGCAAGAUGCUGCACGAGGAUCCCAGGGAGGCGUUGCUCAAGUACGCAGAUGUCGCCAAGAAGGAUCCGUUGUUUACGAACGCGUGGAAGGAGACACAACCGGUGACCCAGUACGCGGAUAUCAGUGACGAAGAGGAAGAGGGGCCGGAUAAGAAGAGGGUGAAGAGAUAG
Molecule: messenger RNA, 1752 nt
Organism: Diaporthe amygdali
Lineage: Eukaryota; Fungi; Ascomycota; Sordariomycetes; Diaporthales; Diaporthaceae
Product: wd repeat-containing protein 70
Exons: 1
Coding region: 1-1752 (583 amino acids)
Biological process (GO): regulation of DNA double-strand break processing
Cellular component (GO): nucleus; site of double-strand break
Molecular function (GO): protein binding
Source: RefSeq, a predicted model, not a curated record